Messenger RNA from Triticum aestivum (bread wheat), 2435 nucleotides. RefSeq names its product glycine-rich cell wall structural protein 1.8. The record is from RefSeq and is a predicted model, not a curated record. The coding region runs from base 1884 to 2435 and encodes 183 amino acids. The transcript is spliced from 5 exons. NCBI's taxonomy places the organism in Eukaryota, Viridiplantae, Streptophyta, Magnoliopsida, Poales, Poaceae.
UUUCGAGCGGAUAUUCCUCGCGUGGCCCAGAAUCCUCGCAAAUACCCGUUGGCCCAUUUGGUACCCGAGGUUUCGACGGCCCAACCCACGCGAUUCCCCGUUGAUCCAUCAGUUUCCACGCGAUUCCCCGUUGAUCCAUCAGUUUCCACGCGCUUCAGAACCCUCGAGCCCCCCUCGAGGAUUUGCUCACCCGACUCACGCCGCCGCCCGACUCCUCCCAAGACGCCACCGCCGACUCCUCCCAAGACGCCGCCGCCUACUCCUCCCCAAGACGCCGCGCUGCCUCGACGCCUCGACGCCGGCGAUCUCCUCCGGCAUACUGGACUUCUCCCCAGUGGUCCCACUGAACCAGGUUGAGAAGUGGAACAACCAGAGGGAGAAGGAGACCUUUGCAGGGUCCCUCGAAAUCGUCUGUUUGAGAGUCUCCUCGGUUGCUUUUGUGUCUGCGCUACUGCUGACUUGUAGUUGGAAUUUAUGCUCCUGUCAUGUACUCUCUUCAAACAAUCGCUGCGGAACAUCAAAGGGGGAUUUGAAGGAUGUGUGGCUAGAGGGGGAUUUGAGGUUUCAAGGGGAUUGGGUGGAAGAGGGGGAUUCACCAAAUCCCCUGGAAUCCUCUCCUCCCAAAACCUCCACAAUCCCUUGUGGUCAAACAAGGCCUAAAGAAAAAUAGCAUAAGAUCAAGGCUACUAGCGUGGCACGCCAUGUAGUACUACUUUGGAUUUGCUAAGAAAAAAAAAGUGGGGAUUGCAUCCCCACGUGGAGACCUCAAUCAUCCUACGCAUUUGAAGACAAGAGGAGACCUCAAUCAUCCUACGCAUUUGAAGACAAGAGGACCAGUAUUACUACUACUCUCAACUUGGCACGAUUUUUCAGAUCAAAUCUUUUGUCAAAAGCCAAAGCAGCAUUAUGCAGUAUCCAGCACCAGCAUCUACGUUUAUCCGACAAAAACAAAAUCAGGUGUUAUCCCUCCUAUAUAUUUUAUCAGGACAUUUUAAUUCCUCUGAGCAUCAUUACACUGCCCUAUUGGUGUUUUUAUAUACAGGAAAAAUUAUUGUUAUACUGCGGGUAUAAAGCACGCACUGGCAAUGUUCUACAACGGCGUUUUCCUCCGUGUCACAUUACCUGAUGAACGGACGGCCGGUUCACACAUCUGCACCAGUUUACAAUGCGGAGGACAACUUGCCCGUCCGCACCGGCCUAUAAUAUCGCGGCUGACUCAUCUGUCUGCUCCUACGGCGGACUCACCCAUGAUUAAUUUCCGCUUCACCAUUGUGAUCAUCAACUCCGCGGUGGAUAAUUUCUAGCCUAAUAUAUCAGGUGAAAUCCAUCCAGUAUACUUUUAUACUCCCUCCGUUCCUUGAUAUAGGGUGUAUAGUUUUCUAGCACGAAUAUUAACGCACGGGCUGGGAGAGGAGAUUUCGUUGGUUUUGGACAUAAAAGCCCCUGGUGCAAACACGUGAGACUAGAGAGAAAAAUAGGAAAAUCAUGAUCCUCUCUAUCCCAGGCAGUUUACUUCCUUAUUUAGAAUAACAAAAUCCCACAAUAUCCUCUCUGACUUUACUCUCCCCUGAUCGCUACCUCUCACUCGUCCCCGCGCAUUUUCCCGCGAGCGACAUGGCGCGCGCAGCUUCUUUACUCUCUCCCGCGCUGCAUAAAGGCAAAAGCCUCGGCCAAAUUCAAAAUUUCUGAAGAGUCUGUUCAUGGAAAAAUUUCAGCACUGGAGGGAAUGACAAUGGCGCCACUAUGUGAAAAUUUUCGUUUUCAAAUUGAAGAAGAUGGGGCUAUAAAUCCUCCCCUCCCCACCUCGCCAUCUCAUCAUUCUCUCUCCCGAUCGCCUUCCCUAUCCCCCACUCGCCAUCUCUCUCUCCUGCUCGUCAUCUCCAAUGGCUGGUCGCCGCUACGAGUGGAUCAACUGGGAUGGCCUUGGCAACGAGGCGGAGGAGGAUGCGGCCGAUUUGAACUACGACUACGAGUGGGUCGUACCCGACCAAGAUGAAGACGUGGCAGAGAGUUCCCACCGGCGUUGGGGAGGAAGGCUUGGCCUGGCAGGUGGAGUAAGGGGUCGGGACGUGGGACUUGGACGAGGAAAUGCUGGUCGAUCAGGACUUGGACGAGGAGGCGCUGGCGGAUCAGGACUUGGUCAGCGUGUACGUUCAGUCGUGAACCAAGCAAUGGUGGGGGGAAAUGGUGAGGGAGGCGGCAGGGAGGACGACGGGCAUGCACGCGGCAGCGGCGACCAUGCACGCGGUGGACGCCGGCUUGGACUUGCGGGGUCAAGGCGUGGCCCUAAUCCGGUGACAAGGUGGCCUGUUGAUCGUCCAACUGUAGAAGCACAAGAGAAUGGUGGAGUUGGUGAUUCUGAGGAGCAUGUAGAACAAGAGGCAGAUAACAAUGUGGAAGGCGAUGGGAAUGGAGGAGCCUCAGGUAAACUAUAA